AUGAGAGGUAGCCAAAUUAUGGCUAGAAAGGGAUCUGACAUGAGUGGUCAGGUAGCGGAACUACAGGAUAGCCGCCAACAAAGAGAUACAACUCAGGAUGUGAGGGACGACAAUUCACCCCCAAACAAGUCGAAUUUCGAUGCAAUUCAUUCGACACAGAAGACGGGCAAUAUAAAACAACUGCAACUGCAACUGCAACUGCAACCACAACAAUCCUUUCUCAAUCCUCGACAACCAUCAGUCUACCAAAAACGCGUUAGCUACAUCCCAAAUACAAACUUUUCAGGAAACAAAAGCUCACUCUUGAUACAGGAUAAUGACGACUCCCCUCAACCUUCUGUUCCAAACACAUUCCAUUACAAGUCCCACCCUAACGCAAAGUCAAAAGAGCUAGGCGGCAGCAUGCUUGCAGAUGACGACCAUCAAAACUCUGUGCAUCACAAUUCGCAAGCUUCUGGAGCUACGCCUCAAUGGAUGCCAGAAGUAUUGGGGGACAAGUGGAUUCAGUCUCUGGCCAUUAACGAGCCCACCACCAAUACUGGGCCCAGCACUUUGAACCGCAAUAUCAAGUCUAUGGAGUUUCAACCUAGUAGUACAGUGAUUCACAACUCCGACUUACAAAUGAAUGAAAAUUUACCAUGGAAACCAACAGCCGAAAGUCCCGCUGAGAAGAACUUGCGAGGUAUAUUCCAAAACUCAAAAGAGUUAUCCACGAAAGAGGAAUCGACGUCAUCUGUAACAUCUACUCCAAUAGUAGGUACAACUGGACGACGGGCCUCACGUCUCCCAGUCGCAUUCAGUUUAAACGAGUUAAAACCUCAGUCUCCAUUGAAGUUGUACAAUGAUAAUUACAACACAUUCACAAGGAAUAAGCUAGAGGGUGUGUUACAAAACAUUGCGUCAAAUAAAAACACUCCAGCUCAGGCAAAUGACAGGCCUAGCAGGCCUAGCGCAAAAGGCAGUGUCUGGCAAAAUCCCCCGUUGAUUGAAAACGCACAAACGACCAAUAUACCUCCCAAAUUGAGCAUCAAAGACUUUACCAAAUCAAGGGAAUACACCUCCAGUGCAUACAAGGCGAACGCAGACGAUGUAUUUUCCCGACUUAUGAAGAAGGGCCCCAAAGGACACAUUGAGCAAUUGAGGAAUGUAUCGAAAGAGACUGCAACAUCGACGCCCAAAAAGGUUAGUCCUGAAUUUGCAGAGGAGAACCAGGAAACGCAAUACUCGUCAUUUAGUACUGGAUAUAACUCAGAUGAUAAUAGUGCGCCUGUAGAUGCUAAUGCUCGGUCCCAUCAAGUAUCAGACGAGUUCACUUCUAUUACGAAUAAUUCGGAAACCAAAAGCAAAAGUAAAGUAGAAAUGAAUGGGGGUGGCUCCGACAUAACUUAUGAUUCACCCUCGGAGUUAGCAGAGGAGGUUGCAAACGUGCAAGGGCCCUUGUAUACCCAAGAUUUGACAAAUUCACACACCUCGGAAUGUACCCAGUCAAAGUCGUCACAAAAUAGAGACACUAAUCGUCUGGACCUGUUGGGAACACUGAGCAUACACAGCGAAGAGAAUGACUCUGUUGGCACGAUUCAAUUGAAAUCGAGUUCCAAACUACGAGGCAAGUUCAUCACCCCCCUCGUAAAUGGCAAGGUAGAACCUGAUAUUAGUUUGUCUCAAGAGUAUCCGGGAAUGGUUUAUGAUCCUGUAAACCUCAAAUGGAUAAGCACCGGGCAACAGAAUGUUACCUUGGAUGAUAUAGCUGAUUUAACAGAUGAUGAAGCUGAAUUAACUGGAAUUUUGAAAAAGAAAACCAACAAGGCAAGAAAGGGUAAGUUUGAAGUGUCAUUUCAAGACCCAGAUUCCUUUCACAGAGAUGAGGGGCAUCGUGAUAGUGCUUUCGUUGCUGGCGAUGUCACAAAGCUAUCUCAGCUAUUGGAUACUUCGUUUUCUGAAUCUAGAAGGAGGCUCGUCUCCACAUUGACCGAUGUAUUGGAAUCGGAAUUGGAAGUGCUGUCAUGGGAAGAGGUUGAGUGCAUUGACUUGUCUCAACGCAAGUUGAGUUCCUUGGUCGACUUGUUUCAAUUUUUACCAAAGUUGAGGAAAUUGAAUGCAGCAAGUAAUGACAUAAAAUACUUAGCCGGUCUUCCAAGCAGUAUCGUUGACCUUGAUCUAUCACACAAUAAAGUUGAAGAUAGGAGUUCAUUCUCUGAAUUGAGAGAUUUACAUCAUCUCGUGCUCGAGCAUAACCUAUUGACAGAAACAUUGAAUCUUUGCAGAAACAUCAAUUUGACAGUGUUGGGGUUGUCGCAUAAUAAUAUUGAUGACAUCAGUGGUUUAAAAAGCUUAUCCAACUUGUUUUACUUAGACUUGUCUUUCAACAAAUUGCAGGUUUUGAAUAUGCAUGAUUUUGAGUUGCCGCAUCUCCAGGAGUUGAAUGUAUCAAACAACUCAAUCAGCGAAAUAGAUGGUAUCGAGCACCUAAUCUCAUUGAGGAUUUUAAAUUGCAACAAAAACCAAAUUGCAAAGGUAAACUUUACAAACACUAGCAUGAGGAAGUUGUUGCUUAACCAAAAUAAGUUGAGCUGUUUAGACCUCAGGGGUCUCAGGCAAUUGUAUUGUGUGAGAUUUGACGGAAAUUCGGUAUCAAAGGUACAUUUUCCUGCUGGUAACCAUAUUGAGCUGAUAUCGAUGAAGUCACAGCCACAUAUGAGUCAGAUUUGGGACAGCACUGCCCCGCAAUGUGACCAAUUGAGGCGUUUGGACCUAUCGGGAAAUCGGUUAAUUCCAAGCACUGUUUUCCCAUUUAUCAGCGAUUUAAACCUCUCAGCCGUGAACAUGAGGCAAUUGCCUCCUGAUUUUGCACAGUUAUUCCCAAAUGUGCAAUACUUGAACCUAAGUUUCAACAAAUUGGAAUCUAUUGAACCAUUGUCAGACUUGCAAAGGUUGAAGAAGUUGUGGCUUGUAAGUAACAGACUAACCAAUGUUCGUCUCACAAUGAAGCACCUCCAAAAUUGCAAGCACGAGUUGGUGUUGCUUGACCAGCGGUUGAACUCUUUCACCAAGGUAUUUUAUGAUUAUGUUUUUACACCGAAUGAAGCUGAUUUUGAGAUUGAAUUAGCUACAGUUGACGAUAUAGAAGGUUUCACCGAGAGAUUGGACGAAUUGGAUCGCACUCGUGAAUGGGAGGAUCGGGACGUGCUAUUUCAAAGUGAAUUGGGAAGAAGGGGGAAUUUGAGUACAAUCAAUGAGAGAAACGUUUAUCAAAGCUCAGUGGUAUUGUUUUUCAAACACUUGAAAAGCCUUGAUGGGAUAACAAUCUCCAAUGCGUUUCGAGAAGCUGCCUAUCAGUUGCGCAAGAAGAUUCGUUCUAGAAAGAGUAUAUAG
Lodderomyces theae is the source of this 3372-nucleotide messenger RNA. RefSeq lists its product as uncharacterized. The transcript has a single exon. The coding region runs from base 1 to 3372 and encodes 1123 amino acids. The record is from RefSeq and is a predicted model, not a curated record. Gene Ontology annotation, molecular function: protein binding. Lineage: Eukaryota; Fungi; Ascomycota; Pichiomycetes; Serinales; Debaryomycetaceae.